AUGGCAGCGUCGCCCGGUAACCAGAUGAUGGUUUGGGUGAUGAUCUGCUGGCUGGACCUGUCCGAGGGCGCCUCCUACGCGACCACGGUGCCGGUGAGCGCAUGCGUGGUGCUGCAGUUGUUCUUCCUGAGCGCCGCCUUCUGCUGCUCAAGACCACGCAGGAAUCUGUCCUCCGAGAACUUACAGCGGGCCAGGACGCAGUUGUCAACUCGGUGGGCCUCGCUGCUGGUGCUGGCGAGCACCGUGCUUUCGUGGGCCAGCGGCGUGGCGGCCGAGCACCAACGCAGUCGGGGCCUGUACGUGUGCUUCUCCGUCUCCACCAUCGUGCUGGGAGUGCUCAUCGUCACCCUCAGGAUCACCACCGAGGACCAGGUGCGUCGGCGGUUGCUGACCAAGGUGGGCCUGAGCAACGCGGUCGCCGACGUGUCCUCACCGGCGUGCUCGUCAGUGCUGAGCUGGUCUCGCGAUAGCCUGAGCAGCAGCAGCAGGAAUAGCUUUCCCGAUAACAGCACCGUGUCCACUGCGACCACACCAGAGGCCUCGGCGCACCGCCUUAAGGUCUUCAGCGCGGCCUUCAAGUAA
Molecule: messenger RNA, 582 nt
Organism: Dermacentor silvarum
Lineage: Eukaryota; Metazoa; Arthropoda; Arachnida; Ixodida; Ixodidae
Exons: 4
Coding region: 1-582 (193 amino acids)
Source: RefSeq, a predicted model, not a curated record